GGAGCGGCGGCCGAGGCCGCGGCCCCGAGGCGGAAGGGGCGACACCGCCCGGGCGGGAUCUCUUCCCCUCCUUGGAGCGGCAGCCGCCGCCGCCGGGCAUGUCAACACCCGGCCCCGGCGAGGCAGCCUCGUCCCGGGUGAGGGAGGCGGCGGGGAGGGACCCGCUGGCCGCCGACCUGCGGUGCAGCCUGUUCGCCGCCGCGCUGCAGAGCUACAAGCGCGACUCGGCGCUCAGGCCCUUCCCGGGCCGCUACGCGAGCGGCGAGACCAAGGACUUCGAGGGGCUGCUUGCAGAUACCAACGCUCUACCAAGCCUGAAAGAACUUCUGGAGACUGUGCCAAACACAGAGAAGAGAACCUGGGAUUUGUUUAGCUGGAUUUUAUCAUCUAAGGUGUUAGUGAUACAAAGUACUAAGAAACAGGAGUACGAGAAGAUCCAAGAGCUCACGGGGAUGUCUGGGGCUGCAGUUCCUGCUCCGGACUACCUCUUUGAGAUCGUGUAUUGUGAUCAAAUGAACACCAAGUUUGCCGAGACCAAGGGAGAGCGGGACCUCAUCUAUGCCUUCCAUGGGAGCCGCCUUGAGAACUUCCAUUCCAUCCUGCACAACGGCCUGCACUGCCAUCUGAACAGGACAUCCCUGUUUGGGGAAGGUACCUAUCUCACCAGUGACCUGAGCCUGGCUCUGCUUUAUAGCCCACACGGGCUCGGUUGGCAGCGAAGCGCAUUGGGCUCUGUGCUGAGCUGCGUGGCUGUUUGUGAGAUCAUUGACCACCCAGAUGUAAAGUGUCAGGUGAAAAAGAAAGAUUCAGAAGAAAUAGACAGAAAAAGAGCCAGAGUGAAAAACAGUGAAGGAGGUGAUGUGCCGCAGAAAUACUUUGUUGUCACAAACAAUCAGCUUUUACGAGUUAAAUACUUGCUAGUAUAUUCACAGAAACAGCAUAGGAGGCCUUCUAAUCAAUCUUCCUGGUUUUACACACACCGUUUUGCCAUAAUGAUGAUGCUAUACGUCCUGCUGCUCAUCGUGAUAGGGGCCAGCAACUCGCCAACCUUUGUCUACUACUGGCACAGAAUGUUUGACUCGGAGAGAUGAAUUGAUAAACUCUUUUCACCACGUGCCUUAAAAAUAGCCAAUCUGCAACGCACUGCAUCUGCUCCAGAGCUCUGGAAAUAAAGGUGCCUGGAGCUUUCCAGUUCUGUCACCUUAUGGCAUCUUUCUAUUUGUUCUGAUUUCUGUGUUCCUGUGAUUCAUGAGGUUGCCCAGCACAGCUGAAAAGGAUCACAAUGGUGCAGCUGAGCAUGAACUGAUCGUUACGGGUCCAUGGGAAAAAGUUAUUUAAAAUUAAUGAAAACCAAGCGCGGAAGUGCUCAGGUGUAACUGUUUUCUGUGAGGCUGAGGUGUGUUUGCACAAGUUGGGAAUGAGGAUUUUUUCUGUAUGUUGGACAAAGCAACUUGUAGGGAAUGUGAUCAGUUUGUCUUCAGAAACCGAAUGUAGUAAUGUUCAGCAUGUAUCAGUGCAGGUAGGAUCACUUCUAAAACUAACUUGGGCUUUGACCAGGAGUUUUUAUGUUUGAGGAUAACUGUAAGAAAACAACAAGAAAGAAAACAACAACUAAAAUGGAAGUUAAAUGGUUUUUAGUAUUUUUUUUUUCCCUGUAAAACAUCUACAAGGUUUGUGCUCUCAGCCAUGAUGUGUCUUGUCCCUGGUUAGUGGGCAGCUCAGGUGGUGUCAGGCCCUUCAGCACUGAUACUGCAUAAGGCUUAUUCCUGCCAAACUGCUUUCACUUUUAUUUUCUGCACCCAGAGGAGGGAGGGUGAAGGGUUCCACUUGUGCUGCCACCCAACAGGUUUUCUGGGCUUGGGGCUGCCAGGGUUUGAGGUUCUGGUUCAACAUUUUUGCCUGUAUUGAAUUGUUUCCAGCCUCCAUUUACAAACAAAUGGACUAAGUAGCAAUAGCAUGCCAACUAUUUCCUGACAUACUUGUAAGAAGUGGAGUAAAAAGGCAGUAGAGCUGGUGGGGUUGUAUUUUAUGUCUGAACAUUUGUAGUACAGUUAGCUUUAUGUAGACUUCACUUAGUUCUCCACAUGCAGAAUACUCUGUAAAAUAAAUUGUUCACACUAAAUUCUCACAAAGA
This is a messenger RNA of Columba livia (rock pigeon), 2134 nucleotides long. It is a transcript of the gene PARP16, whose product is annotated as poly(ADP-ribose) polymerase family member 16. Gene Ontology annotation, molecular function: protein serine/threonine kinase activator activity; NAD+ poly-ADP-ribosyltransferase activity; kinase binding. The record is from RefSeq and is a predicted model, not a curated record. The transcript has 6 exons. Gene Ontology annotation, cellular component: membrane; nuclear envelope; endoplasmic reticulum tubular network. Lineage: Eukaryota; Metazoa; Chordata; Aves; Columbiformes; Columbidae. The coding region runs from base 99 to 1091 and encodes 330 amino acids. Gene Ontology annotation, biological process: endoplasmic reticulum unfolded protein response.